Molecule: messenger RNA, 2730 nt
Organism: Brettanomyces bruxellensis
Lineage: Eukaryota; Fungi; Ascomycota; Pichiomycetes; Pichiales; Pichiaceae
Exons: 1
Coding region: 1-2730 (909 amino acids)
Biological process (GO): positive regulation of transcription by RNA polymerase II
Cellular component (GO): nucleus
Molecular function (GO): DNA-binding transcription factor activity, RNA polymerase II-specific; transcription cis-regulatory region binding; zinc ion binding
Source: RefSeq, a predicted model, not a curated record
AUGGCUACAUAUUCAAAAAAAAGAAAGAGAAGUGCCGGGGUGAAGAAAAGAAGCAGAAAUGGAUGUCACGCCUGCAAGAAAGCAAAGAUAAAGUGCGACGAGACCCGGCCGGUUUGUAUGAACUGCCAGAAAUUCAAGAGAAAGUGCGAUUACUCGAUUGUUUUGACAUGGGGAGGAAGGCCGUACAAAAAACCAAAGAAAGAGAAACUGAACAUGAUAGCAUCAAUAUCACGUGAGCAACUGCAGGAGCCGGUGAAGAAGAUUGCCCUUCCGUUUCAGUCUGUUCAGGAAAGCCUAGUGAAGCCGAACGGUGAGAAGGAACCGGAAACUGGAGUGAAAAGGCUGAAAAAUGGCACAUCGGCCAUGUGUGGCAUUAUUGGGCAGAAUAAACGCAAAAAACCACCUGUUAAAAACAUUCUUGUGGCGGGGAAGAAGGUUAGGGUGAAGCUGGAGCCGGAGAGUACCGAAGAAAUACGGGAAUCAAGGGGGGAUGCCGUCAACAAUGUGGAGUCGGUCGCCAUGUCCGGAGGCGCGUCGAUCGCCGCGUCGACCCGAAGCGAGUCGGACCACAUCGUGAGUCCGUCGGGAAACCUCGAGUAUCUACUUCGGAUGGCAUCUGGUGGGGAUGUGAGGACACAAAAUCCGGCUGCGGAGGAGUGUAGGGAUGCUGACAGCCCGAUAUUGGGCGGGUUUCGAUCAUUAGAUGAGUCUUUUGGUGAUGUGCCACUUGAAGAUUAUCGGGAUCAGCAAUUGGACACGCAGCAAUCGAGCAUUGGGAAUUUUGGGGAGGGCAUCAAGUCGGUUUCGGAUGCUCUCGGCAGCAUAAUAGGCGGGGAUGUGGUGCAGACGAAUCCAUGGGCCUUUUUAGAGGAUUUGGGUGAAUUCCAGGCUGAGAAUAUGAAUGAUGGGAAAGACGAGUUUGAAGGUAUUGACAAGUGGAAAAGGACAUCUUGCAGGGAAAAACCCGGGGCGAGUGACCGUGCAAAAAGCCCCGGGAAGGCAGCUGCGUAUUCAGGAGAUGGAGCAGAAGAAAGAAUUGCGGCAGAAAAGAGGAAAGAUGAAAAAGCCGACAAACAAAUAGAAAAAGCGUCUGUUGAACCGGCAGAAAUCUCAUCGGAAGCACAUCAGGAUGUGUUUGCAUUGCACCGAGCGGAGAUGAACGAUUUUACAGACGAUUUGGAGAACAUAUGGAGGCGGAGAACGUACGGGAAGACGAAAAUUCACUUUUCGGACCCGCUGGAGAGGUUGACGGGCCAGAGAAGGAAGAUUUUUCUAGUGGACGAACUAGAGAGUGAGGCUCCGGUCCAAAGUUCGAUCCCCAGAGGUAUCAUGCCUCUCCCGGACAUUCUUCUGAACGUCCCCUACUACUAUGAGUCGUUCAACUUCUUCCUUCAGUCGACUUCGCUUCUUUUGACGCCGGCCGACCCGUCGAUCUACGCAAGCAACCCGUUUAAAACGGUUCUUCCGGCCUUGGCAAUGCAGAAUGAGGGAUUGAUGGCGAUCAUGAUUGCAUAUGGAAUUGCACACAGAACAACACUCUUGCACCAACACACCCCUUACAACAUUGAGGAGUCCUUGAUGAGUCGUGCGUUGCGGGAUUUGUUGGCGUUGCUAGAUAAUGCACAUACCUCGACAAGCGAUCUUACUUUAACGUUGGUGAUCUUCCUCAGCUCAUUUAUGGUAUUUGCAUUUUCCGGAGACAAAUGGCGGGUCCAUAUCAAGGGGGCACGCCAGAUAAUCUUGAUGCGUGGGUACAAUCAGCCGUUCCGGAAGCUGAUUUGUGACUUUCCGAGGUCCGAUUCCCCGACUACUGCCAACAUGAGCUCCGAAAUCAAGAAAUCCAAGCUCUUGUACUUCCUCAUUCGCUGGUUCGCAUACAUCGACAUUUUCUCAAGUCUCUCAUCACCCCUUGAGCCCGCUGAAGCAGAAAUUGACAAGUUUAUGAACCGGAUUGAGGUUGCAUCGCAGGGAUUUUCGCCCGCUUGGACCGAAUCGUCGCUUGAAGAGACGAUAGACGACGAAAAAACGGCAACCGACAAACACAACCAGCAACAAAUCGACUAUGACGUGGAUAACGACGGGACGUUCUUCAAAGAUGAGUCGCACAAGAGCAUUGACUACAUGCUUGGGUUCAACGUGAAGUUUCUCCCGCUUUUCUCCAAGUUGUGCAAGCUCAUCGAGAAGAUCAACUUCAGCCGACGCGUCGAUCGACGCCGCAGGGAGCUUGGCCUACCCGUGUCACCCGUGUUCAAGAUCUGCCCCGCAAUUAUAGAAAAAUCGUUACAGAUUGAAACCCAGUUCCGAAAAUUGGGCAUCAUGGAGUUCGACACCGACAAAACGGCAAAGAAGGACUCAUUCAACAGUAUCGUGGCAUCCAACCACUGCUUCCUACUGAUGGGCAUGCUUCAAUUAUACCGCCGGGUACUUCAAAUUCCUCGCAAAUCGACUCUCGUUCAGCACAUGUCCGAUUCAAUUGUUAAUGUCCUCGACAAUUUUGUUGAUACUGCAAAGCCUAGCUCGCUUUGCCUCAUCUUGCCUAUAUUUGUGGGUGGUUGCGAGUGCGAAAGUGAGCCAGAAAAAGCCUUAUACAAGACCAAAAUGCGAGAUCUGGUUGCGCAAGGCUCACCUUCUGCAACCCAGGCAACUGAAAUCAUGGAAAAGUGCUGGAAAACAGGGAGGGACUGGUAUGAAAUAAUGCAUACCGAGAACCGGCAUGUUGUUUUUCUGUGA